UCAUCAAGCCCUUUGAGUAAAGUUGUGCCUGAUUCAUUAUUAUUGGACAAGGGUUUGAUGUUGUACGAAAAGAUUCAAGACAUGUGGAGGUGUUUGUAGUCAUCGGAUAAGCAGGAUGCAGCUCUGUGUGUAUCUUUCUGGAAAAAAAGCUUAUUGCUGGAGUUCAAACUUUAGAAGGAUCUCGGGGCAAAAACUUUUUUUUUUUUAUGACAGAAAAUACUCGCCUAGGAGAGGAUGAAAAAAAAAAGUGCCUACCCCUCCCCCGGAAGGAGAAGCAGUAGUCGGCUUUUUAAUAGGUUAAAAUAAAUUAAACGAUUGUCAGUUUUGGGCCUACCCUUUCUGUGCUUGACUCCGCCUUAUUGUACAGAGAAAAAAAAUAUAUAUACAUAUACACUUAGAAGAGAAAAAAAAAGAUGAAGAAAUCGCAUUCGAUAAAGAUGAAGGAACGCAAUUUACAUGGUUUCACUCGAUACCUUGCACAGCACCAAAUUGAGAUUCCUUUAAAAGUGAUCAUGUUUAUCGUUGCAGGGUACUUUCUUCAGUUACCCUUCUUCCAAAACUUUAUAUUCAUUGCAAACAAGAGAGGUGAUGGACGUUACGAGAAGAGUUUUUGGGAUUUAGCCUUCUUGUUCUUUUAUAUCUGUGUUUUUACUGCCCUUCGAGCUGCCACCAUGAACUAUAUUUUGACUCCGGCAGCUAAAUACUUUUCUGUGCCUAUCCAAAAGUAUCAGCGGUUUGCUGAGCAAUCAUGGUCUUUCCUGUAUUACACCUUUGCGUUCAUUUUCGGCAUCUAUGUCAUGAAGGAUUCACCUUGGUGGUUUGACUCCACUUAUUUUUGGCGUGACUACCCCGUCUACGAUUUCACAAAGUCCUUCAAGUACUACUAUUUGAUUCAGUUUGCAUUCUGGCUUCAACAAGUCUUUGUGUUGCAGAUUGAAGCACCCCGCAAAGAUUAUCAAGAGUUAGUCUUACAUCACAUUAACACUUUAUUGCUCGUCAGUUUCAGUUACACUUGUAAUUUCACUCGUGUCGGUAAUGCUGUGUUUGUAUGCAUGGAUUUACCAGAUGCAUUUUUGGCGCUUGCGAAAACGUUGAACUAUAUGAUGCCCGGUAUGAUUUGUAAUGCUGCGUUUGUAGUUAUGUUUAUAUCAUGGAUGUAUACACGAGUCUAUAUCUAUGGAAAGAUUAUCCUGUCGACCUUGACCGAGCCUGAAUUGUACGUGCCCGAAUUUGUCUUGGACCCAUUGAACGGACAAUGGUUCCCUCAUUUUGUAAAAUACAUUAUCGCAGGUUUGAUGAUUGGAUUGUAUUUAUUGAUUUUGUUCUGGACCUUGAUGAUUAUCAAGGUAUUUGUAAAAAUGGCUAUCUCCUCAGAGGCAAGUGAUGUGCGUUCAGACGAUGAAGAUGAGGCUGAAGCUAUUUCCAUUGAAAAGAUUGAAGGUGAUCACUCUACACCAAAACUCAAUGCUAAAGACUUAAAAGCUAAACUUCAAUAAUAACUUUAUUAUUAUUAAUUGUAACUUAUUUUUCAACACACACACACGCACACACCCCUUUUUUUUCACUUUUAAUACCUUAAAAACAACACCACCAAAAAAAAAAAAAAAAAAAAAAAAAAAAAAAAAAAAAA
Messenger RNA from Mucor mucedo, 1630 nucleotides. Its product is annotated as TLC domain-containing protein. NCBI's taxonomy places the organism in Eukaryota, Fungi, Mucoromycota, Mucoromycetes, Mucorales, Mucoraceae. Gene Ontology annotation, molecular function: sphingosine N-acyltransferase activity. The coding region runs from base 414 to 1496 and encodes 360 amino acids. The record is from RefSeq and is a predicted model, not a curated record. Gene Ontology annotation, cellular component: membrane. Gene Ontology annotation, biological process: ceramide biosynthetic process. The transcript is spliced from 5 exons.